Messenger RNA from Physeter macrocephalus (sperm whale), 1906 nucleotides. It is a transcript of the gene TMEM54, whose product is annotated as transmembrane protein 54. The record is from RefSeq and is a predicted model, not a curated record. Lineage: Eukaryota; Metazoa; Chordata; Mammalia; Artiodactyla; Physeteridae. The coding region runs from base 166 to 546 and encodes 126 amino acids. The transcript has 2 exons.
GGGAGGCCGGCCGGGCGCUCCGGGCUCGAGGCGGGAAGUGGGCGCGGCGAGGGCUGUGCUGGGCGCUCGGCGGCUGCGAACCAGUAUGGGAGUGGGGCCGCCCGGCCGCCCGCAGCGUCUGGAGCCCCGCUGAAGCUGCAGCGGAGACCCCGCUCGGGAGCCGAGAUGUGUCUGCGCCUGGGUGGCCUGAGUGUGGGUGACUUCCGGAAGGUGCUGAUGAAGACGGGGCUGGUGCUGGUGGUGCUGGGCCACGUGAGCUUCAUCGCAGCCGCUCUCCUCCACGGCACGGUGCUGCGCUAUGUGGCAGCCCCCAACGAUGCUGUGGCUCUGCAGUACUGUGUGGUCAACAUCCUCUCUGUCACUUCCGCCAUCAUGGUAUGGCCAGGCUGGGUGACUGGCAGGAGGGGGCUGGAAGGGUCUUCGAUGAGUCCCCACCCACAGCCUGGGGUGGGCAGGCAGAGAGCCCCAAGUACUAACCCCUGUUCUGCCACUUACCAACGGCACCAGUUACCCAACCUCUCUUUGCCUCAGCUUCCUCAUCUAUAAAAUGGGGAUGGUAACCGAGUCCAUCUGAGAGGGUCCUGAUGAGUACUGAAUGAGAUCAUCCACAUAAAGUGCUGAGCACAGUGCCUAGCACAUGGUUAACACUCACUACUGUGAGCUUGGAUUAUUAUUGCAAUAGGGAAAUAGUCAAGGCACUGUUGGCCAGAAGGAAGGAGCAUCAGCUCAGCUUGGGAGGGUUCACAGAGGUGGAGGCCCCUGAGGUGGGUAUUGAUGGAUGAAUAGGAGUUCAAAGAUAGGCUGCAAUUACCAUAACCUGGGUAUGAAGCCUGCUGGGGCCAGCAGGUAGGAGAGGAAGCUGGGAUGGCUUUCAAGUACGGAGAAUGGCAAAUGCAAAGGUGUGGAGGUGGGAAUGGAUAAGGUGUGCUCUGGAGACACUGAAAAAACCAAUUUGGCAGGAGUUUAGCAUUAGGCCUGUACUAUAAGUGCUCAGUAAAUGGUAGACAGGGUUAUGACUGGAUGUCAGUACCUGUUUGAUGAAUACAUGAAUGAGGGGGCCUGGUAUUCUCAAGUUCGUAAAGCCCUUUCCCAACUGUCAGAAGAGGUGGCUACAGCCUUUGGGGAACAUCUGCACAUCAGUGUCUGAGUUCCAUCCCUGCCACCUCCUGGCUGAGGGAUUUCUUUCUCUCUCUAAGCCUGUUCCCUCCCCUGCAAAAUGAAGCUCAGACAGCCUGCUGGCCCUAAAGCAAGGAUCACGGGCCCCGGCAAGUAGGAGAGCCUCAGUCAGUGGGACAGAGCUAGGCUGUACAGAUAUGUGCAGUGUCCCUUGGGGUUACUAUUAUUGUUGUUUAUUCGUCUCACCAACCUUGUGAGGAAGGCAGGCAAGGCAGUGAGCUCGGGGUUAGGAGGUCCACCACGGAUGGGCUCUGGGCUGGACCACUUCAGCUGUGCUCUUAUUUCCUCAGUUAAUCCCCACAGCUCCCUGCAACACAGGGCCAUUAUUUUCCCCACUUUACCGAGGGGGAAACUGACUCAGGGAUUCACCCAACCUCUUGCUGAUACAAAGAAGCCAACCUGGAUGUGAAACAAUCUGUGGCUGACACCAAAGCCAGUGUCCUUUCCCUGAGCUCAUUCCUGCUGAGCGGGCUUAGCCCAGAGAGUUUGAGGCACUUACUAGUGGCUGCACAGUGAAUUACAGACAUUGCUGGGCCCCCUAUCAUCUCACCUGCCUCCCGCGGGUCCAGCCCGUGCCUGGUAAAGUGAGGGAACUGAAGGAGGGAGCCCAGCUGAGUGGAACCCAGAAGAUCCAGAGGGCAGCUGGUGGGCUUAACAGUGAGGUGGGCCCGCCUCUUGGAGCUGGGGGUGGUUAGGGGGGCCUGCAGGAGGGAGAACCCAAGCAGGUAAA